This is a messenger RNA of Cyprinodon tularosa, 2779 nucleotides long. It is a transcript of the gene slc22a15, whose product is annotated as solute carrier family 22 member 15. Bases 188 to 1582 code for a protein of 464 amino acids. Lineage: Eukaryota; Metazoa; Chordata; Actinopteri; Cyprinodontiformes; Cyprinodontidae. Gene Ontology annotation, molecular function: transmembrane transporter activity. The transcript has 13 exons. Gene Ontology annotation, biological process: transmembrane transport. Gene Ontology annotation, cellular component: membrane. The record is from RefSeq and is a predicted model, not a curated record.
CAUCUUGGUCGUGCGGGGCGAUGCUAGCUCGGCUAGCAGCCUGUCCGGUUCCUCCUCGGUGGUAUGGAUAUAGAGACAGCUUUUCACACCGUGGGGGAGUUUGGACCGUAUCAGAAGCGGGCUGUGGCCGCGCUCGUCCUGGUUCAGGUUCUGACACGCUUCCCCUCCUGCUGUGUUCCAGGUCUACAUGGCCUGUCAGUCCAUGCUGGUGGUUCUGGUCGGAUACACACCAGAGUACCGGGUCGAUCAACCGGCCGACGGUCCGUCCAGCCACGUCACCUUCACAGAGGAAGCAGACUCCAUCGUCACUGAGUGGGUUCUGGUCAGACAGCAGGCCUAUAAGGUCAGCCUGGCCGGGUCGCUGUUCUUCACCGGGCUCCUGGUCGGGAACGUCGUCUUUGGGCCGCUCUCUGAUAAGAUCGGAAGGAGACCCGUCUACCUGACAGGUCUGCUUUUGGAGGUGAUCUUUGGUUACGUCACCGCCAUGGCGCCCAGCUACGAGGUGUUCGCGGCGUCCCGCCUGCUGGUGGGCCUGAUGAACGGUGGCAUCGGCCUGGUCUGCUUCGUCCUCACUCAGGAGUAUGUGGGGAAGUCCUACUGGGCCAUGACCGGGACGCUGAACAGCAUGAUCUUCGCCGUGGGCAUCGCUCUGUUCGGAGCUCUGGGAUACUUCAUCCGGCCCUGGAGGACUCUGGCCAUGGUGGCCAACUCUUCAGGCGUCCUCUUCUUCCUGAUGUCUGUAACUCUCCCAGAAUCCCCACGCUGGCUGUAUUCUCAGGGACAGACGGAGCGAGCUGAAGAGGUUCUGCUCUACAUGGCGGCGAGGAACGGCAGCAAAGCCUCCCACCUGAUGCUGCAGCGCGUUGGCGCCGCCAAACCCGGCAGCCCUGUGAGGAACGGGGGCGGAGUCCUGCAGCUGGUGCUCCAUCCCGUCCUGCGCCUCAGGACCAUGGUGCUCAUGUACGUGUGGUAUGCGUGCAGUCUGGUGUAUUACGGCCUCACGCUGGGAGCAGGCGACACGUCGGGGAGCCGCUUCGUUAACGUGGCCAUGUACGGCCUGGUGGAGCUGCCCGCUUAUCCCCUCUGUAUUUACUUUAUCAACCAGAGCUGGGCUGGGAGGAGGAAGAGCAUGGCUACCUUCCUGUGUCUGGCUGGAUGCGCCUGCCUCUGCAGCACCUUGAUCCCAGAGAACACAGGGACUCUGCUGAGCGUCACGUCUUUGGCUCUGCUGGGAAAACUGAUGGUCAGCGCGGCGUUCAACAUCGCCUACGUCUACACGUCCGAGCUGUACCCCACCGUGAUCAGGAACGCCGGGCUGGGCGUUUGCUCCAUGUCCUGCAGAGUCGGAGGAAUCCUGGCUCCGUUCGUUCCUUCGAUGCGGGCUCUCCACGCCUCCAUGCCCUUCACGGUGUUCUGUCUGAGCGGCCUGUCUGCAGGCUGCCUGGGCCUCCUGCUGCCUGAAACUCUGAACAGACCCGCAGCCGAAACUCUGGAGGAGCUGAGCAGCCCGAGCCGCGGCCGGGUUCUGGAGAGCAAGGCUCUGCUGUACGAAGAUGAAAGGUGGAAAUCAAACCACACAUGAAGCCAGAGGCCUCGUCUUUCCGUGCUGCCUCACGGCGCCCAGCCGUCUCCAGGUUUCCUGCCGCCUGACGAGGUUCUGGCGGCGUGGACUCUCUUCUUCCUCCUCAGGUCUUUAAACUCCUGGCCGUUGCCAUGGCGUCCACGCCUUCGGCAGGAAGCGAAGCAAAAAUGUCGGACGUGAAACAUUCCUGUUGCGAACAAAUCAGAACCGGACUCCAGUGAUCCAGAACAUGGGAAACACGAUCCGCUUUAGCUUCUGAUCAGGAAGCGGGUCACGGUUCUGAUCCGUUAAAUGUAAAAGUGAAAGACGAAUCGGCUGGUUUCAGGUAACGGAUCGGCUCCAGCAGCAGUUUUAUUUUCUGUACAGUUGCAGCAGGUCAAAGCGAACCUGCAGGAAUGAUCAAUAUGAGCGGCUGGUUCUCCAUGGACCACGGUUCUGACAGCAUCAGCUCUGGUUUGCUAAAAAGGUGGAAACCAGAGAAGAUGCUGAGUCACUGAUCGCCAUGGUGAUUCCCGCCUGCUGGAGGCCAUUAGAAACCUCCGUUCAUCUGCCUGAAACAGAUCCAACAUCAGACGAUUGAUGUGUGGAAACAUGAAUCCAUUCUAGAACCGCCCGAUGGAGAGUCCCGUUAUAGAUCUGCUGAUUCUAGAUCAUCAGCACUAACUAGAGCCUCACUGAGCUGUUUAAACCAACCGGUUCCAGCGUCUGGAGCAGAUAACGAUCCUCUGGAGCUCAGGGCUCCUUCUAACAUUCCUGUCUGACCUUCUCUGCUAAUUUAAUCCCUCAAAGGGAAAAAAACAAACUUUAGGUUAAAGGACCAACGUCUGAUUCACGGUUCUCAUGUUACAGAAAGAUGGUUUGUUUUCUAACAUCUGUAAACCUCAGUUCAUCUCUGCACUUUAAUUUAAAGGAAAUUCUAAUCAAUUUUGGGACCAAACCUAAAUAUUUAAAUUGUAAUAAGUUUAUUUGUUUUGUUGGUUUUUUUUCAUAUGAAUUCAGUUUGUAAGAAAUUCUGGUAUAUUUUGUAGAUUUCUGAAACAGAACCUGUAAAUUAUGAGCAGUAAUCCCAACGGGAUUAAAAACACUAAAACAUUUUCUGGAUUAACUGAUGCCUUUUUUUUCCUUUGCUGUUUCCUGUUCUUCUGUAAACCUUCAGAUUGUUAUAGUUUACAUUAAACACAUGCUGCUGUAGCUACA